AUGCCAAUACCAGUCGCCCCAUUCAGCAGACUGACCCUCGAAGACAUGUCUCCCACCAGUCGUCUAUCUGCUACUUCGGAGGCUGGCUACCAACAAGGACUGCCCGUGGAAGAUUCAAGCUCUGAUUACGAGUCGUAUUCGGAUCUCUCUGACGACGAUGGUGACGAAGACGACGAGCUGCCCGCCAUAGUGCAAUCCCCAUCCGAGCUCUCCUACGCCAUCGAUCAUCUUCCAGAAGAAUCUCAAGACGCGGUACGAAGGGUCUUUAGCGAGCCACCGAGGAUAGCCUUGCAGCAAUGCCGGCUCAUUGACGACACAUAUGCUUUUCAAAUGACCGAGCUCGUCACCCAGUCCGUUCGCAUUCGCGCUUCCGGCAACGGGUCCGCCUCUCAACUAACAUGCUCUUGUGGGCAUGGCGGCGAGCUCGAGCCAUGUUCACACUUGAUAUGGCUCUUGGAUCGACUUGCAAAGCAGACGCUGUACGAUUACGAUCCCAAGACACCUCUCACCAUGACUGAAGACGGCUUCGCGCAAGAGCUCGGCGAUCCCUUCACGGCCAUCUCGGAACAUCGCCUUGACGUCUUGUCCGAUGAUCUCCAUUGUCCAGUCGUCGACCCAAAAGCCGUCUCGGGGGAUGAUGACGUGACAUCUCGUCGAGUCCAAGAGUCGCGGGAGCUCCUAUCAGCCGUCUAUGGCAUGUCGCCGGAAGAGUUCCGCCCAGACAUCUUUGACAGCAGCAGCAGCCCGCUUCGUGAAAAGAAAGUGCUGAAGCGCAACGAUCUCGACUACACAGUCCUCCGCAUGCUGCUCGACAACCACCACUUCUUCAACUACUUCCAGUCCGUAUCUCGCCCCAGAGAUCCCAUCAACGAUUCCUUUAGGAAACUUUCCCAGCGAGUCGACCGCGUGCUCCGCGUCUUCGACGCAUACGCCUCAGACCCAGCCUCCACAACAACAGCAUCUUCUACAGAAACACCGCCAGACGUCCCUUGGGCGGCGAAACACAUCCUAGGCUGCACAAAACUCAUCAAAUCGUUCAUAUACACGCGAGACCGGCCGCUUCAGCCCUCCGAGGCAACCUCCGCCGCCCGCACGCUCAUCCACAUACUCUCCGCAGUGGUAUCCCGUAACCAAGACGUCGACACUGGCAGCGCGACGACACGAACAGAGCAUAACCUGUACCUCUAUCUAAUUGGCGACAGGGAUACGGAUUUUGCCAUUGCGGAGCUUAAUUUGCUUCCUGAAGCGGCGAGCCAACACCUCCAUAGCCUAGAGGCCAUUUUCGACGAUAUUGGGAGACUCGGCGCUCCGGUGUCGUACUUUGAAAAGUUCAAGUCGCUACUGAGCAGGCUGAGGACGCCGAUCAUGAGGGCUAGUCUGAAGAGGCAAAUUGAAGAAGAGGACAGCACUUAUCGACGCUUCAAGAGAAUGAAGUGA
Messenger RNA from Trichoderma gamsii, 1437 nucleotides. RefSeq lists its product as hypothetical. Bases 1 to 1437 code for a protein of 478 amino acids. The record is from RefSeq and is a predicted model, not a curated record. The transcript has a single exon. Gene Ontology annotation, molecular function: zinc ion binding. NCBI's taxonomy places the organism in Eukaryota, Fungi, Ascomycota, Sordariomycetes, Hypocreales, Hypocreaceae.